GGGGCUCCUGGGCGCAUGCGUGGAAGGCCUGCGCGCCCUCCUGGAGAGUGGCGGCAAGGGGAAGCGCCCUGCGGACGUUAGAAGGAAGGCCUGCCCUGCACUUUGGGGGUCCCCUGCCCCGCUCCUCCUCUUCACCAUGCCAGCCGGGGUGCCUUGGUCAAACUACUUGAAAAUGCUCAGCGCUACCAUGUUAACAAUGCUUGCAGGAGCAGAAGUGGUGCAUAGGUACUACAGACCCGACCUUACUAUUCCUGAAAACCCCCCAAAGCCUGGUGAACUCAGAACGGAGCUGUUGGGGCUGAAAGAAAGACAGGAUGAAGUACAGAGUUCUCAACAACGGUGAUCAUUUGGUACACCUAAGGUGGAAAAUCAAUGUUUGAAUUUAUUUUUCUAUCAACUGUCAAGCUACUUGACUUCCUUUAUGUAAUGUAAAGCCACAUAUGCUAAGGCUUGUUUGGAAGAGCUUCGUGAAUUAAGGCUUAAUUAUGUUCUGACUGAUGUUACUGGAGAAGUGUAACUAGCUGUGCCACAUGAGCUAUUGGAAAAUGGCUUUGAGGAUUUUUCAGUCUGGUCUUGAAUUUUUCUAAUGCACAUUAAAACACCAUGCAUGUCUGCCUACUUUUAAACAUUUGAAAUAGUGUAACAAUUGAACUAUAUAGAAUGAGUGUAUUAAAUGACAUUUUCAGUAAAUCAUUGCAGUGUAAAGUUAAUGAUUUUAAAAAUAUUCUGUAUUAUAUGGGUGGAAAAUACCUUUUUUUGUGAUAUCAUUAAACUCUGAUUUUUAAAAA
This is a messenger RNA of Tachyglossus aculeatus (Australian echidna), 788 nucleotides long. RefSeq names its product chromosome 14 C12orf73 homolog (gene C14H12orf73). Gene Ontology annotation, cellular component: mitochondrion. The transcript is spliced from 3 exons. Gene Ontology annotation, biological process: mitochondrial respiratory chain complex III assembly. The record is from RefSeq and is a predicted model, not a curated record. NCBI's taxonomy places the organism in Eukaryota, Metazoa, Chordata, Mammalia, Monotremata, Tachyglossidae. The coding region runs from base 137 to 343 and encodes 68 amino acids.